This is a messenger RNA of Protopterus annectens (West African lungfish), 1353 nucleotides long. It is a transcript of the gene LDHB, whose product is annotated as lactate dehydrogenase B. Gene Ontology annotation, cellular component: cytoplasm. NCBI's taxonomy places the organism in Eukaryota, Metazoa, Chordata, Ceratodontiformes, Protopteridae. The transcript has 8 exons. The record is from RefSeq and is a predicted model, not a curated record. Gene Ontology annotation, molecular function: L-lactate dehydrogenase (NAD+) activity. Gene Ontology annotation, biological process: carboxylic acid metabolic process. Bases 224 to 1135 code for a protein of 303 amino acids.
UUCCAAAAGGUGAGUCACGUCACGUGAGUUCUCCAUUGCAUUUAAAUUUUCAAGUUCAUCAGAACAAAGGCUUUCUUUCCUGACAGGCAUCAUCCUACAGGUAGCUCAUCCCAGAUUGUGUAGCCAUGGCACUCUCCAGGAGAAACUGAUACAUCAUGUUUACCAGCAGAAAGCACCCUGCUCCAGAAACAAAAUCAGCAUUAUUGGUGCUGGUCAGGUUGGAAUGGCCUGUGCAGUUUGUUUACUUAAUAAGGAGCUAAUGGAUGACCUUGCAUUAGUUGAUGUUAUUGAAGACAGGCUUCGAGGAGAAAUGUUGGAUCUUCAAGACGGAGGUUUAUUCCAUAAAACUCCAAAAAUUGUUGCUGAUAAAGAUUAUGCAAUUACAGCUAACUCAAACCUUGUUAUAAUUACGGCUGGAGUUCGCCAGCAGGAGGGAGAAAGCCGCCUAAACCUGGUCCAGAGGAAUAUCAAUGUUUACAAGAUGAUUGUUCCUCAGAUUGUGAAAUACAGUCCAGACUGUAUAAUCCUUGUUGUGUCAAAUCCAGUUGAUAUAUUAACUUACAUCACUUGGAAGCUAAGCGGGUUUCCCAAACAUCGAGUCAUUGGAAGUGGAUGCAAUCUGGAUACAGCUAGAUUUCGACUGUAUUUGUCAGAGAAACUAGGAAUUUCACCUUCUAGCUGCCAUGGCUGGGUCCUAGGCGAGCAUGGUGAUUCUAGCGUGCCUAUUUGGAGCGGGGUCAGUGUUGGUGGCGUGUCAUUCCAGAAGUUGAAUGCUGAUAUUGGAACUGAACAUGACAAGGAGAAGUGGAAUACUGCCCAUAAGGAGGUGGUGGAACGUGCCUAUGAAAUUAUUCGUCUUAAAGGAUACACCUGCUGGGGUAUUGGAUUCAGUGUUGCUGAGUUGUGUGAAACAAUGAUGAAAAAUUUAUGUAGAACUCACCCAGUUUCCACAAUGGUGAAGGGUAUGCAUGGCAUUGAACAUGAAGUUUUUCUCAGUCUGCCAUGUGUUCUCAGUUCAGCCGGGCUAUGCAUGGUGAUCAACUCAUCGCUGAAAAAGGACGAAGAGGAUAAGCUGAGGAACAGUGCGCAAACACUCUAUGCAAUCCAGAAAGACUUAAAGGACCUCACACCCUAGAAACCUACUGAUUUGCAAUAAAAUUAUAUUAUAGUCAUACACUUUAGCAGAAUACUCCUGCUGUCUUCUCCCUUCUGCAUUCUGCUGCAUGUAUGUUCACAAUGAGUAAUUAAAUAAAUAAAAAACAAAAUGUUGGAAAUAUUAUAACAUGAAACAGAGGCAUGCUAAUUUAGCAGUUAAUGAAUGUCAUGUAAAUUAAACUUUUUUUUUACACACCA